UGAAAGCAUCACGGCAGGCUGGCGGUGUCGGAGGUUUGUCCGACUCAACACUCGAGGAGGGGGGGCACUGUUGUCAUCUGCUUGGGCUGUGUGUCGAGCUUUUGUCCAUGAGAGAUGGCCGGGAUUAAAGCUCUCAUCAGCCUUUCUUUUGGAGGGGCCGUUGGCCUUAUGUUUCUCAUGCUAGGAUGUGCCCUCCCUGUGUAUGAUACAUACUGGCCUUUGUUCCUCCUCUUCUUCUACAUCCUCUCUCCAAUCCCGUACUGCAUCUCGCGGAGGGUGGUUGAUGACACAGACUCGGCCAGUAACGCCUGCAAAGAGCUGGCCAUCUUCCUCACAACGGGCAUCGUCAUUUCAGCUUUUGGUCUGCCCAUUGUCUUCGCAAGAGCUGAUGUAAUUGCCUGGGGGGCAUGUGCGCUUGUGCUAACGGGGAACAUAGUCAUCUUCGGGACCAUCCUGGGUUUCUUCCUGGUCUUCGGAUCCAACGAUGACUUCAGUUGGCAGCAGUGGUAAACAGCAGCGGCAGAGGGACCUUAGUCUGAACUGUUUUUAUUAGCGUUACAAUUAAUAUUGGUAUUACUGUUUUGGUUCUUGUUGUUGUUAUUUAUAUGAUGACCGCCCAUUCAUAGACUCACUCCAAACCAGUGCAAUACUUUUUGUUCCUGCCUGCAUCAUACUGAACUGACAAAAGUUGGAUGGAAAAUGCUGACUUUGAUUUGGAGUUGUUCUCAUUUUAAGUUAUGCUGUCUGACUUGUGUGUCGUGUUUGUUUCUCCAUCCGUACGCCCGCUGUCACUUUGUAAUCGGCUGGUGAACAACGGCUUUUGUUAUCUGUGAAAUUGCAUUAAUCUGACCAAAAGGAGCAGGUCAUCGCUGCAUGACCUACUGCCUCCACUUGACAGAUCUCUUAAGAGUUUUCGAUACUAAGACUAGAGCACAUACCGGUGCGCUGAGUUGAAGGUAAAAAGGAGGAAAACUGAUGCUGAUGCUCAGAUUUAACUCAUCACAUGGAGGAAAACACUUAUUUAACGCGGGUUCUCAUUAAGCAAAAACACUGUUUAUUUUUUGUUUGUCGCAGUUAAAGGUGAUACUUGAGCUGUUAAAAAUGCAGAUUUAUAUCAGCUUAUAUUAGCACUUGUGAACUGUUGUCGCCACUACAACGCUCCACAUCUUUCAGUUCUGUUACAUGUGGUUAAUGUGGCUCAGUGACGUGCUAAUGCUUUAUCAUGUCUGUUCUGAUAAAGCAGUUUUCGUCUGAGCUGUGAGUUUGCUGCUUGUGAGUUUGUUUCCUCUCUCAAAGCUGCUGAAGAGACUUGGUUCGAACGCCCCCCCCCCCCCCCAAAACGCCACACAGAUCAAAUUUAACUGACUCGGUGAUGUCCCCGGUGCCAACCUGACAGAAGCUGCUUAUUCACCGGGUUUUGUUCUGCUUAUGAGGGCUCUUACCUCGAGGGCUGGGCUCACUGGAAAGGAUGUGUAUUAGAAUGAUCUGAUAUUGAUUAAUAAUCCAAUAUGCCAGGGUUGAUUACAGCUUCAGCUCUGUCGGUUCCCUCUGCACUAAGCACUGAUUGGACCUUGUGUGUGACGAUAAAUUAAAAAAAAAAAAAGUGAAUUUCAUACAUGGCUAUGUCAAUGUGGGGCAAGUUAUGAGCAUAAAAACAGGACAUAAUUUUCUAAUCAUUGUUGCCAAAUUAUUGACCUCUUUAGUGAGUAGCCAUAUAAUAAGUGGGAUAAACAAGUUAUUGCAAAAAAAAAAAAAAAAAAAUCAAAAUUAUUGCGAUUUCUUACUUCAAGCAAUAAUAUACUGCCGUAGAAAAAAUUAUUGGACCGCCUUUGUUUUCUUCAGUUUCUUGUUCAUUUUAAU
Messenger RNA from Sphaeramia orbicularis (orbiculate cardinalfish), 1860 nucleotides. RefSeq names its product leptin receptor overlapping transcript like 1 (gene leprotl1). The transcript is spliced from 4 exons. Lineage: Eukaryota; Metazoa; Chordata; Actinopteri; Kurtiformes; Apogonidae. Gene Ontology annotation, cellular component: endosome. Gene Ontology annotation, biological process: negative regulation of growth hormone receptor signaling pathway; late endosome to vacuole transport via multivesicular body sorting pathway. The record is from RefSeq and is a predicted model, not a curated record. The coding region runs from base 115 to 510 and encodes 131 amino acids.